GGAAAGCUCAGGAAUUCAGGAUAAGGCAUCACAGCCUCUUUCUUCUCGUCUUCAUACGUACGGCCCGUCGACCACCCGCAGUGCAUCACCCCGGAGUGGACACCGCCACCACCACGCCAAGGAAGCCAUGGAUCUCCUGCUCCUCCCGUGUCGCGCCGCCAGCGCGCGCCCGCUACUUCCACCAACCAGCCCCAGCGCCCUUCGCCGCGCCGGCACCGCCAGGCCGGCGGCCAGCUCCAGCAACGUCGAGGUCAUCGACGCCACGCCGACGUCCACGCGGGGCAGUCAGUGGCGGGCGGGCGGGCUUGGGCUGGAGCUGUCGGAGGAGAUGCGGCGCGAGAUGAUGUGGCGGAUGCUGGCGCCCCCCGCGGCAGCGGUCGCGGCGGACGCGGCGUUCCUGAGGCUGCUCGACCGCGCGGCGCCCGGGGACGCGCCGGCCUGGGCGGCCGCCGCGGGCUCGGCCCUGCUGUUCGUGGCGGGGCUGCUCGGGGUCCACUACGGGUUCCUGUCGUCGAGGUGGGACGCAGCGGAAAGGGGAUCCGUCCUGGGAUGGGACCUCGCCGUUCGGCACUGGGAAGUCCUGUCCAUGGCUAAGGAACACUCUUCUUCGGUGGACAAGGAGGAGGACGAGGACGACGACGACGAGGAGUACGAAGACGAAGAGGAGUACGAGGAAGAGUAUGAAGUAGAUGACGAUUAAUUAAGGUUCAUUGUUGGGGGUUUCCUGCGCUGUGCUUCAUCGCCAAUCUCGGAUGUGUCUCCAAGGUCAGACAUAUCGCGUUCCUGCUGUUCGGCGUCCUCCUCGGCGUGCCGUACGGGGUGUUCUCGGCGCGCUUCGACCCGGCGGUGGAGGGCUCGUGGCUUGGGUGGGAGGAGUUUGUCAAGAACAUCCGCCAGGUCGUGCUCCAAGUCGGCGCCGGCCACAGCCGGAGCAAGAAGUAGGUAGAUACUGCUGCUUGGGUAGGAACACCCAACACCUCAACGAGAUAAGAUGGGCAGAUCGGAACAAUUUCAGAGAAUUUACUGGGAUUUCAUACGAACGUCCCGUAGUGAUCUCGUAGGAAGUUUACAGGAAUUGGUUUAGUUCCCACAUAAUUCAGGGGUUAAAAAAAAAUUGAGUUCGCAAAGGGAGCUAGUAGUACUAGCGUUUGUUGGGGCCUGGGUGGGAGGAAUCAGCCUGAGUCGUGACUGACUGACCUUGGUUCUAUAUGGUCAGUUUGAUUUGGCCAAGAUGUAAAAUGUAAAUUUGUAGAAUGCCACAGAAACUAGCUGCAUGGUUGCAUAUCUCGUGUAAUUACAGGCGUGAAACAUUGUGUGGCUCUUUAAUUCGAGCUUCCUCUAAGUAAUCCAGGAUGGCACUUUCAA
This is a messenger RNA of Panicum virgatum (switchgrass), 1365 nucleotides long. RefSeq lists its product as uncharacterized. Bases 128 to 700 code for a protein of 190 amino acids. Lineage: Eukaryota; Viridiplantae; Streptophyta; Magnoliopsida; Poales; Poaceae. The record is from RefSeq and is a predicted model, not a curated record. The transcript has 2 exons.